Messenger RNA from Epithele typhae, 1368 nucleotides. Its product is annotated as MFS Git1p-like glycerophosphoinositol permease. Gene Ontology annotation, molecular function: carboxylic acid transmembrane transporter activity. Gene Ontology annotation, biological process: transmembrane transport; carboxylic acid transport. The transcript has 19 exons. NCBI's taxonomy places the organism in Eukaryota, Fungi, Basidiomycota, Agaricomycetes, Polyporales, Epitheliaceae. The coding region runs from base 1 to 1368 and encodes 455 amino acids. The record is from RefSeq and is a predicted model, not a curated record. Gene Ontology annotation, cellular component: plasma membrane.
AUGACGAUCGCCGCCGCCGCGUUUGGGCUCAUCUCAGACGGAUACCAAAACAAUCUCCUGACAAUGGGCAACGUGGUGUUCAAGAAACUGUAUCCCACCUACUACACGUCCGACGUCUCCACCCGUGUGUCCAACGCACUGCUCGUCGGCGCGGUCCUCGGCCAGAUCUCGGUCGGCCUACUCUGCGACAGAAUCGGCCGCAAGGCCGCUCUAGUCGCGACCACGCUCCUCAUUGUCGUCGGCGCGACGAUAGCCACCGCCUCGGGUGGUGCGCAUGGCAGCGUGAGCGGCAUGUUCUGGUGCAUGACCAUCGCCAGAGGCAUUACGGGAGUGGGCGUCGGCGGAGAGUACCCGGCUUCUUCGACGAGCGCGAGCGAGGCCGCGAACGAGAAGAUGCUCAAACAACGUGGACCGGUGUUCAUCAUGGUCACGAACUUCGUUCUCAGCUUCGGCGGCCCCUUGGCAGUCUCUGUGUUCUUGAUCGUGCUCUCGGCUGCGGGAGAAAACCAUCUGAACACAGUCUGGCGUGUCUGCUUCGGAAUCGGCAUCCUCUUGCCGCUCACCGUGUUCUAUUUCCGGAUGCGCAUGCUCACGACGAAGCUGUUCCGGAAGGGUGCGAUCAAACGACGUGUGCCCUACUUGCUCGUGGCCAAGAGAUACUGGCGGACGCUCAUCGGCACCUGUGGCGCAUGGUUCCUCUACGACUUCGUCACGUUCCCCAACGGAGUGUUUUCGGGGACCAUUAUAUCGAGCGUGAUCAAGAACGGCGAUAUCAAGCAGACCGCCGAGUGGCAGCUGCUCCUCGGUGCCAUCGCCCUGCCAGGCGUGUUCGUUGGGGCAUUGUUGUGCAACAGGCUCGGUCGGCGGAACACGAUGAUUCUGGGGUUCAGUGGCUACCUCGUUUUCGGGCUGACGAUCGGGCUCGCUUAUGAGAAGAUCACGCACAUCAUCCCCCUCUUCAUCAUAUUUUAUGGGUUGAUGCAAUCCUUCGGCAACUUGGGUCCUGGCGAUAUGCUCGGUCUCGUCAGCGCAGAAUCGUUCGCGACUCCUGUUCGCGGGACGUGCUACGGGCUGUCUGCUGCGAUCGGCAAGACGGGUGCGGCCAUCGGCACCCAGGCUUUCACGCCGAUUCAGAACAACCUCGGCAAGAAGUGGACGUUCAUCAUCGCAGCCAUCUGCGGGGUGACCGGCAUUUUGGUUACGUACUUUUUCGUGCCGGACAUGACUGGGAUCGACCUCGCGGACGAGGACGAGAACUUCCUCAAAUACCUCGCCGAAAAUGGCUGGGAGGGUGACGUCGGUGACGACGACGAUUUGGUGGAGGAAGAUUCGUCGAGCGAGAUUGUUGAGAAGAAGGUUGAGGUCUAG